UACAGCACAACAACAAAACGCUGCAUUCAGUGGGAAUCGGAGGAGAGACUCCCAGAAACCGCCAGCUCGACUGUGUUGCAGCUCCCUCUGCUUCCUCUCUCUUCCUCCCGUCCGUGUUGCUGCUCCCUCCGCUCCUCCUGCUCCUUCUCUCCAUCUCCGUGUGUUUAAAGGAGUUGAGCUCAUGUACAGUCGCCCCCCCUCUCAGCUGAACAGAGACUGCGAUGCAUAAUUCACUUCCAGCCCGGGGACACCACAGACUCGCCCCUACAGGAGAGCCGAGCCUGCGGAGCUGCAGCCGCUGCGCAGCCCGCGGACCGAGGCGCUGAUGCGGCCGCGUCCAGCUCGCUGCUCCGGCACGGAUGGAGAUUCAACCUUGGAGGAGGGCGAGCGCCGCGUGUGAUGCAGGUACCGCAUGACUUCCUGCGACCGAACCGAAGGAGGACGAUGCUGAUCUGCGGUGUAAACAUUGCCAUGCCCUGCCUCAUGCAGCACCUCCUCCGACUCUGUGUCUGCUGCUCCGCCAGCCCAGGACACCGGGUUCUGUUUUAGGGGAUCGCUGCUCUCGGAGUUCGAUAUUUUUGGAGUUGUGUUCGGGAUAGAGAGGCCACGCUCUGCUCUGUAGCCUACUUUAGUGAUCGGACACCCUGACUUUGUUGGGGUCAUGUUGAGCGGCCAUGCUGCAGGCAGCAUCCUGCGAUCUGUUCCCAACCUGAGCUGAACUGAUGUCUGAAGCAGGAAACUACAAUCUUGGCUGUGAUACUGGUGACAUUUCUUCAGCUGUGCAGCUACUUCACUUUACAAACAUGAGCUCCUCUGGCUUUACAAGGAUGUGAUCAGCUGCAGACUUGAUCUAAAUGAGCAGAACAUCUCUGAUAUUAAUCAAACUGCUUGGUGGGACCAGUGUCCUUAUUAUCACAGUUCAUACUGAGGCAGCUCCAUGGGGGCCAAGCAGAGCAAAGGCCAGGAGCCCGGCGGGGCCAGUCCUCAGCACAGCUGGAAACGGACUCCCACCAAGGAGAAGGGGGACAUUUUGGCCUCCCUGAUGCUGAAAUCUGGAGACCGGCUGAACCGAGCGGGGACGCCGCCGCCGCCACCAUACCAGCGCCGGAUUGGGAUGAUCCAGGAGAUGAUGAUGAUGGCCAAGCAGGGCAAGCAGGACGAAGCCACAGAGAUGCUGAAGACACUCAGACAGGAUCUGGGAAUGGAGUCAACGUCUUUGGACGACGUUCUGUAUCGCUACGCCAGCUUCAGAAACCUGGUCGACCCCAUCACACACGACCUGAUCAUCAGCCUCGCCCGAUACGUCCACUGCCCCAAGACGGAAGGAGACUCUCUUGGGGCGAUGGAGAAGGUUUGUCGUCAGCUGACGUACCAUCUCAGCCCCCACUCCCAGUGGAGGAGACACGGACUGCUCAAGAGGAAGCCUCAGGCCUGCCUAAAAGCGGUGCUGUCAGCCCCGUUGUCCAGCGGCGCCCUGGAUCUGUCUGGCAUCCCUCUAACGACUCGCGACAUGGAGCGUCUGUCUGCCCACCUGCAGCGUCACGCGUCCAGCGUGGUCAGCUUAGAGCUGGGCUUCACCGAACUGACUGACGAAGCUUUCCUCCUGCUCCUCCCCACGCUGGCUGCUCUGCCACACCUGGAGACCCUGGCUCUGAACGGAAACAGACUGACCAGAGCUAUUCUGAAGGAACUCACUGAUGCCCUGAAGGAUCCAAGCAGCUUUCCAAGUGUGACAUGGAUUGAUUUGGGGAACAACGUGGACAUCUUCUCCUUGCCUCAACCCUUCCUGGUCAGCCUGAGGAAGCGCUGCCCCAAGCAGGGCAAUCUGCCCACCAUCCUGGAGUUUGGCGAGAGUCAGGCCAGCGACGCUCCCGAAAGGCCAAGGGGUCUCGGAGAGGAGGAGGAGACAGACGAUACCAACCUGACUGAGAGCAUGGGCGAGCUCCGAUCGGAGGUGGAGGAGGAGAUGGACGGAGAGACGGAGAUCGAGGAGAUGAUGGAAGAGCUGUUGGACUUCGACAGGGAGAUUCAGGGCAAAGACGACGACGAGGACAGCAUGUGGACGCUGGGGGAGCAGCGGAGAGCGACAGUGAGGAGCAGGAGAGCGUGGCGAGAGGAGGAAGAGAAGGAGAAGGAAAAAGAGAAGGAGGACCAGAAGAGAGACAUAAGACCCGGGAGGAGGGCGGUGAUGGCGGAGGACGAGGACGACACACAGAGCCGUUCAUCCCGCCUGUCCUGCUCCAGCCAGUCCCAACACUCCUUUGCUAUAGUUGAGCCAAUGAGAGUGGAGGAGGAGGACAUGACGGACCAAUCAGAACAUUUAACCUGA
Poeciliopsis prolifica (blackstripe livebearer) is the source of this 2329-nucleotide messenger RNA. It is a transcript of the gene lrrc75a, whose product is annotated as leucine rich repeat containing 75A. The record is from RefSeq and is a predicted model, not a curated record. The transcript has 5 exons. Lineage: Eukaryota; Metazoa; Chordata; Actinopteri; Cyprinodontiformes; Poeciliidae. The coding region runs from base 938 to 2329 and encodes 463 amino acids.